Leptomonas pyrrhocoris is the source of this 1386-nucleotide messenger RNA. RefSeq lists its product as hypothetical. The record is from RefSeq and is a predicted model, not a curated record. NCBI's taxonomy places the organism in Eukaryota, Euglenozoa, Kinetoplastea, Trypanosomatida, Trypanosomatidae. The transcript has a single exon. The coding region runs from base 1 to 1386 and encodes 461 amino acids.
AUGUGUAUCCUCGUCUUCGCGUCGCGCUUCUGCGAGCGCUUCCCCUUUAUUUUGAUCGGUAACCGCGACGAGCAGCUCGGGCGUGGUACCCGCCACCUCCGCUACGACGUUCGCACCGGCUUGAUAUGGGCCAUCGAUCAGCUGGCCGGCGGGUCGUGGAUGGGCAUCGAGCCACGCAGCGGUCGCUUCGCCAUCUUGACCAACUGCCGUCGUGCCGCGGCGGCCCCGCUUACGCGCGGCAGCGACGACACCAGCAUCAGCGACGCGGCUGCCCCGGCACGCACCUCAGACAAGGGUGCGACCAAAGAAACGCCGCAGAGGUCACAUCAAGUGACGGGGGACUGGCGCGGCGCCGCACCGCUCUCCCACAUACGCGACUACACAACGGUGGUCCCGGUACGUCCCGAGCUGCGCGAUCCGGCGCGGCCCGACGCGAAGACCUUAUCGUACGACCCACCCUCCUCGCGCGGCACCAUCGUGAAGGACUUUCUGCUGGACGGUGAACUCCCGCGUGAAACAGCAGGCGACUCCUUUCCUUGUCCACCACAUAGCCCGUUGACGCCGCCGUUUUAUGCCGGCUACAACCUCCUCACCUCCGACACGUUGCGCACGGUGUCUGCGACCUCGUCAUCCUCGCCGUCUUCCCCGGCUGUUGCGUACACCACCAACCGUUACGGCGCACAGUACAGGUGCCCUGUGACACCGGGCGAGGUGCACGUCCUACAAAACAGCUUCCUGGACAACACGCUCGGGGAGCCCAUCAGCGCACGUCUGCGCGAGCGCUUCGAGUCGGCGCUUCAAGAGGUGGUGAUGCCGCUGUCGGAGAGCGCGGCGGCUGCGUACUCGGUGACGGACGUGGCCACGAAGCUGGCGGACGCGUGCCUGUGCGACCGCCAUCAUUUCGAUAUAGCGCAGAUGAUGAAAAACGGAGAGACAGCAGAUGCACCUGCGGCCGCAGCAGCAGCGGCGGCCCUCAACACCACGAUUCACUCGACCAAUCCACUGUUGGGUUUCAGCGCAGUGGAGAUGCAAGAGUUCUUCGGCCGCGAUCAAUCCGCUGCAUCGACCUCGUCAUCGCCCUCAGCGCCCCUGCACCUCAGUGACGGUGGCGCUGCGCUGUUGGAGAUGCAUCUGCAGGCCAGCGUUCUCAAGACACCACUGGGCGGUUACGGCACCCGGGUGCAGUCGAUGGUGUUGGUAGAGCGGGUGGCGGUGACGGGCGCGGCAGCAGCAGAGGGGGCGCCGCCGUACGCCGAGGUGAUUUACUUUUGUCAACGCGAUAUUUCGUUCUCGGGGGAGGAGCAGAAACACUGCGUGGGGGCCCCGUGGAUCGUGUUUCGAGUUGACGCAGACGGCUCCUUCGCCCGGAUAUCGGCCGGAACGUAG